UUCGGCGGAAGUACCGGGAAAGUGGGAGGGAAAACAAGUUUCGACAACUCUAGAUUGCGAAUAACACCGGUAUAGCAUGAUGAAAACAAACUUCUGUUAGGUAAAUACUUUUAUGAUCGGAAAAUAACUUUUAAAAUAGUUUAUUGUGCGGGACACACAGUCUUACUUUCGAGUUUACAAUGGGACUCCCAACUCUGGAGUUUAGCGAUUCUUUUCUGGAUAGCCCUGAUUUCAGAGAACGGCUAAAAUAUCAUGAAAUAGAGUUGGACCGAACAAACAAAUUCAUCAAAGAACUGAUCAAAGACGGGAAUAUGUUGAUAACGGCGCUAAAGAAUCUGUCUACUGCGGUCCAGAAGUUCUCUCAGUCCCUCCAGGAGUUCCAGUUUGAGUGUAUAGGAGACGCAGAGACAGACGACGAGGUCAAUAUUGCCCAGUCGUUCAAGGAGUUCUCCCAGCUACUGAACACAGUGGAAGAGGAGAGGAGACGCUUGAUCCAGAAUGCAGAUGAUGUGCUAAUUGCACCUUUAGAGAAGUUCAGGAAGGAACAGAUUGGAGCUGCAAAGGAAGGGAAGAAGAAGUUUGACAAGGAGACAGAGAAAUACUACACCGUUCUAGAGAAGCAUCUGGCCUUGUCUUCCAGGAAGAAAGAGCCGUUCUUACAAGAGGCAGACACACAGAUUGACAGGGAGAGGCAGGUGUUCUAUGAUGCUUCCCUGGAGUAUGUCUUCAAGAUUCAGGAGGUCCAAGAGAAGAAGAAGUUUGAGUUUGUGGAACCGCUGCUGGCCUUCCUGCAGGGUCUGUUCACGUUCUACCACGAAGGAUAUGAGCUCGCUCACGAGUUUGAGCCUUACAAACAGCAGCUCCAGUUCAACCUGCAGAACACGAGGAACAACUUUGUGAGUACGAAGCAGGAGGUAGAGAAACUGAUGAAGAGAAUCAGAUCAGCUGAUCAGGACUACAAACCUCCAGGGCAGUGGACCAUGGAGGGUUUCCUCUACGUCCAGGAGAAACGGCCGCUGGGAUGCACGUGGACGCGACACUACUGUACGUAUGAGAAGAGCAGCAAAGCCUUCACCAUGACCACCUUUGAAACCAAAUCAGCUGGCAAACAGAAUGGUCUGGUGGUGAGUCCAUCUGAGAUGUUCAAGCUGAAGUCCUGUAUCCGAAGGAAGACUGACUCCAUCGACAAGCGUUUCUGCUUUGACAUCGAAGUGGUGGAGAGAACUGACAUCUGUCAAGGAACUCUUUUCCGACCUCUUCAGUUAAAGUUCUGUAAAGGCCGGCAUGGCAUCGUGACUCUCCAGGCUCUGUCUGAGUCCAACAGAAGGCUGUGGCUGGAGGCUAUGGAUGGCAAGGAGCCGAUUUACAAUCUUCCAGCCAUUCUGAGCAAGAAAGAAGAGACGUACCUAAACGAGGCAGGGUUUAAUUUUGUGAGGAAAUGUAUUGACUUGGUGGAGGUGCGAGGGAUCAACACGUUGGGCCUCUACAGAAUAGGAGGGGUCAACUCGAAGGUCCAGAAGUUGAUGACCACUGUGUUUGCAACCAAGGCUCCAGUUGAUAUGAACCUGGACCCAGACACCUGGGACAACAAGACCAUCACCAGCGGCCUGAAGAAUUACCUCAGGUGUCUCUCUGAGCCUCUGCUGACCUUUAAGCUCCACAAAGACUUCAUCAUGGCUGUCAAGUGUGAAGACCAGAACUACAGGGUUAGGGCCGUCCAUGCCUUGGUCCACAAGCUGCCUGAAAGGAACAAGGAGAUGAUGGAGCUACUGAUCAAACACCUCGUCACAGUGUCCACCCACAGCCAGUUCAACCUGAUGACGGUGUCCAACCUGGGCGUGAUCUUCGGGCCCACGUUGAUGAGGUCACAGGAGGAGACGGUGGCUGCCAUGAUGAACAUUAAGUUCCAGAACAUCGUGGUGGAGAUUCUCAUCGAGAACUUUGACAAGAUCUUCCACCAGCCUCCAGACCCCAACGUACCUCUGCCCCAGCCCCAAUCCCGACCAAGCUCACGCAGGAGCAGGGCCAUCUGCCUGUCCACAGGCCCUAGGAAGCCUCGUAGCAUCUACACCCCAACACUGUGCCUUGCAGACGCUGACAGUGACACGUUCAGCAGCAGUCCAGGCAGCACCCCCUUGGGAAGCAUGGAGUCCCUCUCCUCCCACUCCUCUGAGCAGAACAGCUCCUCCAAGACCACUGGCACUUCCUCCCACCACCAGCCCAAAGACAAGGCUUCCCAUCCCCCUGGCCUGUGGCUGGGGAUGGGGCAGGGGACGAGCCAGUGGCUGGGAAUGGGUCAGGGUACCAGCCUGAAGCAGGGGAUGGGUCAGGGGACCAGCCUGGGGCAGGAGAUGGGUCAGGGGACCAGUAUGGGGCAGGAGAUGGGUCAGGGCCCAACCCUGGGUCUCCGUCGCUCCCCCUCACAGCUCUCUUCCAAUGGGCCAGGGAAGGGAAGCAUCCCAUCCUGCCUCAGUAGCCCAGAGUCUAGCUCCAGGGAAGACGUGGAGACAGGGAGGACAGACUGGGAGUCGGAGGGAGAUGCUCUGAGUCUGUCCUCAACCAGCACCACAGCUACACCCAGGGGGUCCAUCGGCCCGAAGAAAGCCCCCCACUCCCAGACGGAUCUCCGGCCGGUGCCCGUGACUCAACUGACCCAGCUAAACCGCUCAGCCACUCCCUCUCUGAGGUCACUGUAUAUAUCUGAAGGCCGAAGGAGUCUGGCAGGUUCAGUCCAGAGUCUAUCUGCCGUGACGCUGGAACAGAAAGACCAACAGAAGGAUCGGAAGGAGAGUGUAGAGUCUACAGACCCCCCAGACCGCCCUCCUAAACUAGUCACCCGUCGGAGAUUGGACAGACCGGACAAGAUGGAGUCCUCCAGCAACGGAUACCAGAGACCAGGAUCAGUGGUUGCUGCAAGAGCCAUGCUGUUCGAAAACUGCCCUUCAGCGGCGCAGACCACACCUGUUGGAAGAGACGCCAAGGCCAUGUACUCCUGUGAGGCAGAACACAGCCAUGAGCUCAGCUUCCCACAGGGGGCUCUCUUCUCAAACGUGUAUCCAUCUAUUGAACCUGGCUGGAUCCAAGCAACGUUCCAGGGAAAGACUGGCCUGAUCCCUGAGAACUAUGUGGUUUAUCUCUAACAACAAACUGACUGCUCCAAGACCUAAACAUCCCAAACAAACCUUGAUCAUGUCAUGGUAUCCAUGGUAACAAUAAUCUGUAACGUGAUUGAUGUGAUUGUUGUGAAGGCCAAGUUUCCCCAUUGAUCAGAAAUGUAGAUAUGGGAAAGUUGAGUAUUGUUCAUAUGCAGUAGAAGGAGCAGAUGUGUGUUUUUAAUCACCUGAAUGAUAUACCUACCUACCUACCUACCUACCUACCUUUCUACCUACCUUUCUACCUACCUACCUACCUUUCUACCUACCUACCUACCUUUCUACCUAUCUACCUACCUUUCUACCUACCUUUCUACCUACCUACCUACCUUUCUACCUACCUACCUUUCUACCUACCUACCUACCUUUCUACCUACCUACCUACCUUUCUACCUACCUACC
Oncorhynchus masou masou (cherry salmon) is the source of this 3554-nucleotide messenger RNA. RefSeq names its product rho GTPase-activating protein 42 (gene arhgap42b). Gene Ontology annotation, cellular component: cytoplasm. NCBI's taxonomy places the organism in Eukaryota, Metazoa, Chordata, Actinopteri, Salmoniformes, Salmonidae. Gene Ontology annotation, biological process: signal transduction. The coding region runs from base 180 to 3140 and encodes 986 amino acids. The transcript has 25 exons. Gene Ontology annotation, molecular function: protein binding; GTPase activator activity. The record is from RefSeq and is a predicted model, not a curated record.